Molecule: messenger RNA, 911 nt
Organism: Asparagus officinalis (garden asparagus)
Lineage: Eukaryota; Viridiplantae; Streptophyta; Magnoliopsida; Asparagales; Asparagaceae
Product: 50S ribosomal protein L11
Exons: 4
Coding region: 81-734 (217 amino acids)
Biological process (GO): translation
Cellular component (GO): large ribosomal subunit; ribosome
Molecular function (GO): structural constituent of ribosome; large ribosomal subunit rRNA binding
Source: RefSeq, a predicted model, not a curated record
AAUAAGACUACUCGCUUUAUCUCUUCACCCUCCCUCCUCCUCGAUUAUCCUCAAGCUCCCCUUCUUCCCUAUCGUCUCUAAUGUUGGCCUCCAUUUCGCCGUCCCCCUCCCUCUCUCCCCUCCUCCUCCAAACAAGAAGAACCCAGCUCUCCUCCUCCUUCCUCCCUCCUUCCUCCUCCUCUGUUCUCACCCCUUCUUUCCUCAAACCCCACUCCCGCCCCAACUCCCCCCGCAGACCUCUAACAAUCAAAGCCAUGGCCCCAAAACCCGGGGGCAAAACCAAGAAAGUGGUUGGACUUAUAAAGCUCGCGCUGGAAGCGGGAAAGGCGACGCCGGCCCCACCGGUGGGCCCGGCGUUGGGUUCGAAGGGUGUGAACAUCAUGGCCUUCUGCAAGGAGUACAACGCCAAGACUGCGGAUAAGGCCGGAUACGUGAUUCCGGUUGAGAUCACGGUGUAUGAUGAUAAGAGCUUCACUUUUAUUUUGAAGACUCCUCCGGCUUCGGUUCUGCUGCUGAAGGCUGCUGGAGUGGAGAAAGGCUCAAAAGAACCGAAGCUCGAGAAGGUAGGCAAAAUAACCAUCGAUCAACUACGUGCAGUAGCUCAGGAAAAGCUGCCUGAUCUCAACUGUACCACAAUUGAGUCCGCGAUGAGAGUUGUUGCAGGUACAGCAGCAAACAUGGGCAUAGACAUUGACCCUCCAGUGCUGGAACCCAAGAAGAAGGCAGUGUUGUAGAAUAAAACAUUAUGUAAUUAGUGAUUUCCUUUUGUGCUUGGUUUAAUUUGUAAUGUUGUUGGUUUUUGACAUUUUUGUACAUCGGAAGUUGCUGAAGUUGAGCAGGAGCUUGUAUGCUUCUUUGAAUGAACUUUACUACACUUCUCAAAAUUGCGAGGCAUGGUUGUGUUGAGCGUC